Limulus polyphemus (Atlantic horseshoe crab) is the source of this 2156-nucleotide messenger RNA. Its product is annotated as synaptogenesis protein syg-1-like. Lineage: Eukaryota; Metazoa; Arthropoda; Merostomata; Xiphosura; Limulidae. Bases 21 to 2156 code for a protein of 711 amino acids. The record is from RefSeq and is a predicted model, not a curated record. The transcript has 10 exons. Gene Ontology annotation, molecular function: protein binding.
UCAUUAAUCCAACUUACUUAAUGCGUAAGAUCCCUAUGUCAAAAAUUUUAAGUUUUUGCGUUUUUCUAACCCAGCUGUGGCCACUAGCCUAUGGAGAAUUUGUCAAACAAUCACCUGCAUCAAAAGAAAAGCCAUACGCUUCCAUCCUUUACACUGCUGUAGUUGGUGGAAAGGUGGCUCUGCCUUGCGACAUAUCUUCACCAGCUGCUGAUGAUGUCGCUGUUCUAAUUCUCUGGUACAGAGGAGAAUCAGCUCAACCCAUCUACACGCUUGACGCCCGCAAAGGAAAGGUCAACCAAGCUCGACAAUUGGUUAGCUCUAACUUGGAAAACCGAGCCUACUUCAACAUGAUUAACAGACCAGCGUUUUUGCAGUUAGAUCCUGUCAGAUUAGACGACGCAGGAGAAUACCGAUGUCGUGUUGACUUUCGCAAAGCUAGAACUAUCAACACUGUUAUAACUUUAAAAGUCAUUGUUCCACCAGGUGAUCCUUUAGUGUUUAAUAAAUAUGGAAGACAACUCAGUGGGAUUGUAGGGCCAUAUAACGAAGGAGAAACGAUCACUCUCUUAUGUAAAUCUAUUGGAGGUAAGCCUCGACCUUCUGUCACAUGGUGGAAAGAGAAGAUAUUACUCGAUGAUAGUUACACGUUUAAGCCUCACAACGUUGUCGAUAAUGAACUAACCAUCGACAGUGUGAAAAGAGAAGAUCUUCUCUCCGUCCUCACAUGCAUGGCUUCAAACAGUAACAUCACAGUUCCUGGCUCUGUGUCCAUUACUUUAGAUUUAAACUUAAAACCCGAAAGAGUGAAAAUUAAAUCCCCAAAGCGCCCUCUUUCAGCCGGUGAAAAUGUGAAACUUUUCUGUUCCUCAAGCGGUUCACGACCAGCGGCUCAUAUCACGUGGUGGAAGGGAAACCAACAACUUCAACAAACAGAAGUUACUGUAGACAAGUUCGAUCUUCAAAUGAGUAGUGUCACAUUCAUACCAGCUACUUCUGAUGAUGGGAAGUACCUGUCCUGUAGAGCUGUUAAUCCAAACAUACCAGGAAGUGCCAUAGAGGAUGGUUGGAGACUGGGAGUCUAUUAUAAACCUCAGGUGUCACUUGACCUUGGGACCAGUAUUUUAACAACAGACAUUAAAGAAGGUGAUGAUGUAUACUUUGAAUGUCACAUUCGAGCUAACCCUUGGGUGUCGCAGGUAUCCUGGCAUUUUGAAGGCAAAACUAUAACUUCAAAUAGCUCCUUGGGGAUUAUAAUCACCAACCAAACUCUCGUUUUACAGCGCUUACUACCAGAAUAUAAGGGACGAUUCUCCUGUUCUGCACGAAAUAUAGAAGGCCUAGGUGUCAGCAAUGAGAUCUUUCUGAAGGUUAAGUAUGCUCCUCGAUGUGACCCUUCUCAAAAAUCUACAUAUGGCAUUGCUGAAAACGAAGCAGUUGAAGUAAUGUGUCACUUAGACGCUAACCCAACGGAUAUUACAUUUCAAUGGCGCUUCAACACAUCGUUUAAGCUUUCAGAUCAGAUACAAUACACCAGCGAGCAGGCGGUCAGUAGGGUCACGUAUGUUCCCCGGACAAAGGAUGAUUACGGAAACCUCUCUUGCUGGGGUACGAACGACAUUGGUAUUCAGAAACAUCCUUGUGUCUUUACAGUAAUACCCGUAGGUCCACCAAGUCCGCCCCAAAACUGCUCUGUUGUCAAUCAGACUCAAGAACAAAUAGCCAUUGAGUGCCUUGAGAGUUACGACGGAGGAAUGAUGCAACAAUUCUCUCUCUAUGCUUAUAGUGUUGAAAGCAACAAACUUGAAGCUAACCUAACUUCUAAGUUCCCACGUUUCCUGCUGUGUGAUCUUCCUGUGGGAAAACUCUUAAGGCUAUUUGUUUAUGCAUUUAAUGCAAAAGGACAAAGUAACGCAGUAAUCAUUUCAGCCAGCACUCUUAAACCAGCUGAGAAGCUUACUGACAAAGGAACAGAAGACGAAUCAGUCGUUUUUCGACCCAUGUUACUUGCUCUUGUAACACUUGUGUCUGUUUUAAUCAUCGUGGCUGUUGUGGUGGUGGUUCUCAUGAAGUUCAGAAACAUACGCAGUACGAAAGGUGAGUCCACAGUCAUUGUGAAGAAAUGUCAAGGGUGGUCAGACGAGAAGAACGCUCCCUGA